Messenger RNA from Wasmannia auropunctata (little fire ant), 319 nucleotides. RefSeq names its product geranylgeranyl pyrophosphate synthase-like. Bases 6 to 248 code for a protein of 80 amino acids. NCBI's taxonomy places the organism in Eukaryota, Metazoa, Arthropoda, Insecta, Hymenoptera, Formicidae. The transcript is spliced from 2 exons. Gene Ontology annotation, biological process: isoprenoid biosynthetic process. Gene Ontology annotation, molecular function: prenyltransferase activity. The record is from RefSeq and is a predicted model, not a curated record.
GUUGGAUGGUCAAGUUGGCAGUAAGAUUAAUGAAACUGUUUUCUACUUAUGAAGAAGACACUUCAUCGCUAAUAAGUGCUUUCGGAAUGUAUUAUCAAAUACGUAAUGAUUAUUGCAACUUAUUUCAUGAAAAUAAUAACGGUAAAAGUUAUUGCGACGAUUUAACCGAGGGAAAAUUCAGUUUGCCUAUUAUUCAUGCAAUUAACAGUAAUCCUGAUGAUAGACAAAUAAUAAGUAUCCUUUACUAAACAUUGUAUUUGUCAUAAAAUAUCGAACAUAAUCGAAUUGCAAUGAAUUAAUUAUUAGAUAUACGAUUACG